AUGGCACCGGACACUCUCGAUAUCGUCCUCCGCAACGAUACCGGCGCGGACCAGCUGUACGCUCACAUCACGGGCUCUGACGAGAACGGUGGCGUUGUCAUCAUCCGUGCCGACGGCAAGUCCGCCUAUCAUCCCCCCUCGCCUGCCGACAGACUCCAACCCCUCGGUGCCGACUGCUCCAUCCAGGUCGGUGCCAGUGGUAGUGCGCGCACCAUCUCCAUCCCCCGCCUGUCGGGCGCUCGCAUCUGGUUCUCCAAGCACGAACCCCUGGCCUUCUUCCUCAACCCGGGUCCUGCUCUCGUGGAGCCCUCGGCGACCAACCCUGCCGACGCCAACUACAACCUCGACUGGGGCUUCUGCGAGUUCACCUGGAACGCUCACGAGCUCUACGCCAACAUCUCCUUCGUCGACUUCGUCGGCCUGCCGGUCUCGCUGCAGCUCACGACGCGCGACGGGACGGUCAAGACGGUUCCGGGCAUGCCCCAAGAUUCCCUUGACCAGGUCUGCUCUAAGCUCGAGGCCCAGGCAAGCGCCGACGGCUGCGGCUGGGACAAGCUCGUCAUCCGUGGCCCCGACGGCGCCGCGCUGCGAGCCCUGAGUCCCAAUUCAGGGCGCGUCCUCGUCCCAGGCCUCUUGGAUGACUACUUCCAGCCCUACGUCGAUGCCGUCUGGGACAAGUACGCUGCCGAGGACCUCGUUGUCAAUACCCAGUUCCGCUGGGGAGACGCAAAGGGUCGCGUCAAGGAUGGCAAGCUGGUCUUUGACGGCCUCGGAUCCUUUUCCAAACCGUCGACCGCCGACAUUCUCACCUGCAGCACCGGACCCUUUGCCCCCGGCGAAAGUGCUUCUGAUGUCAUGCUCAAUAUUGGCGCCCGCAUCGCCGCCGCCUUCAACCGCUCAACUCUGCUCAUCAACACGAGACAGCCCGAGGGCGAGCGAGUGGAUUCGUACUACAAGCACCCGGUGACAAACCAUUACUCCCGCAUCUGCCAUGAAGUAAGCGUCGGGAGCCGAGGAUACGCCUUUCCGUACGAUGACGUCGGCGCCUCGACCGGCAUCGAUCAGUCAGGAUUUGUCAACGAUCCAAACCCCAGGGAGCUGAUCGUUGCUGUUGGUCGGCCAUUGUCGAGCGGUUUGUGA
This is a messenger RNA of Drechmeria coniospora, 1140 nucleotides long. Its product is annotated as CBM6-containing protein. Lineage: Eukaryota; Fungi; Ascomycota; Sordariomycetes; Hypocreales; Ophiocordycipitaceae. The transcript has a single exon. The record is from RefSeq and is a predicted model, not a curated record. The coding region runs from base 1 to 1140 and encodes 379 amino acids.